Molecule: messenger RNA, 192 nt
Organism: Penicillium soppii
Lineage: Eukaryota; Fungi; Ascomycota; Eurotiomycetes; Eurotiales; Aspergillaceae
Exons: 2
Coding region: 1-192 (63 amino acids)
Source: RefSeq, a predicted model, not a curated record
AUGCAUCGGGAACAAGCGGCGAUACCGCGUCACCGCGUCAGUACAGCAUUGAACCUUGUAAGCUCAGCUGACCCACUGAUUGAUAUCGAACGGCCUGGUGUCCCCACUCUGAACCGGGUGGUUGGGAAAUUGAUCGGUAUAAAAAGUACACUACCGAAAGGAAGGACGACCAACGGGAUUGCACCGGACUGA